AUGAGCACUCAGGCCGAAGAUAUGGAGGCUUCAUCGCGCCCGAAAAGCAUAGACCUCGACCCCGUUGAUCUGGAAAGCGACGAGAAGUCAAAUAUCGCGCCGGCAUACAAGCAGGACGCUUUCGGCAACGAGGAGUUCGCCGAGGUCAAAUAUAAGGUAUUGAAGUGGUGGCAAUGCGGAUGCCUGAUGGUCGCCGAAACCGUUUCGCUGGGUGUUCUGUCGCUGCCCGCUGCCAUCGCAGGCCUGGGCUUUGUCCCUGCGCUCAUUAUCCUUGUUGGUCUCGGCCUGCUCGCAACCUACACCGGAUACGUCAUGGGCCAAAUGAAAUUGAGAUACCCACAAAUUACGACUAUGGCGGAUGCUGGUGAAGUUCUGGCGGGCAAAUGGGGCCGUGAAUUCCUCGGCGCGUGCUAUAUCAUCUUCCUCAUUUUCAUCAUGUCGAGUCACUUGUUGACAUUCACCGUUGCGAUGAACACCAUCACCGACCACGGUACCUGCUCGAUUGUCUUUGGUAUCAUGGGCAUGAUCAUUUCAUUCUUCUGCUCGCUUCCACGAACUCUCGUCAACAUGUCCUGGUUGUCCCUUGUCUCAUUUGCCAGUAUCAUCAUCGCUGUGCUGGUCGGCAUGAUUGGCGUUGGCAUCGAGAAGCCCGGUAGUGGGGUCGUAGCUGUUCUCGACACCGAUCUCUACCAUGGGUUCUCGGCCGUGUGUAACAUCGUCUUCGCCUUCUGCGGUCAUGCCGCGUUUUUCGGCUUGAUGGCGGAGCUCAAGGAUCCGCGCGACUUCACCAAGUCUCUUUGCCUCUUGCAGGGGUUCGACAUCUCUCUUUACCUUGUGGCAUCCGUCGUCAUCUACCGCUAUGCCGGUGAUGGUGUUACCUCGCCUGCUCUUGGCUCGGCUUCUCCGGUCGUUGCCAAGGUCGCCUACGGCCUUGCAUUGCCUACUAUUAUCAUCGCAGGUGUAAUCAACGGCCACGUCGCAUUCAAGUAUGUCUACGUCCGUAUCUUUCGUGGCACAGAUCGCAUGCACAAACGCGACUGGGUGGCUGUGAGCUCCUGGGUUGGCAUCGCCUUGAGUCUUUGGAUUAUUGCAUGGAUCAUCUCGUCCGCUAUCCCGGUUUUCAGCGACCUCUUGAGCUUGAUAACUGCCUUGUUCGCCAGCUGGUUUACCUUCGGUCUGAGCGGCAUGUUCUGGCUGUUCAUGAACUGGGGCAAAUGGUUCUCGUCGCCUCGCAAGAUCGCACUUACCGUGCUUAAUAUAAUUAUCAUCGGUAUUGGUGCAGCACUGUGCGGUCUCGGCCUUUGGGUGUCCAGCAAGGCCAUCCAUGAUAAUUCCAGCAGUGCGAGCUUUUCGUGUGCGAAUAAUGCUUAA
This is a messenger RNA of Penicillium cinerascens, 1371 nucleotides long. RefSeq names its product neutral amino acid permease. Gene Ontology annotation, biological process: amino acid transmembrane transport. Bases 1 to 1371 code for a protein of 456 amino acids. Gene Ontology annotation, cellular component: vacuolar membrane. NCBI's taxonomy places the organism in Eukaryota, Fungi, Ascomycota, Eurotiomycetes, Eurotiales, Aspergillaceae. The record is from RefSeq and is a predicted model, not a curated record. The transcript is spliced from 8 exons. Gene Ontology annotation, molecular function: amino acid transmembrane transporter activity.